UCCUUGUAUUGAAUUCAAUUAAGCUCUCUGCACCCUCCCAACCCCGAAUGGGAGCAUCAUCAUCACAUUGAAAAGAAAAGAAAAGAAAAUCAAUGGCGGAAACCGCUUCACCAUCUUCCAAACCCUCACCAAUGGACCCUCAAAUUCAAAACCCCGCACCCUCCAACUCCAACUCCAACCCUCCAAUCCCUUCCCCUUCCCCUUCUCACAACAUGGCCUCUCCCUCUCUCCCACCCCUCCCCCAAGACCAACAACAACAACUUCAGCAACAGCUAAGUCCCCCUCAACAACAACAACAACAACAACAACAACAACAACAACCUUUGGUUUCUUCGAACAGCAUGAACAACAUGAACCCUAUCUCCAAUUUCCAGCUCCAGCAAUCCAUGCAGCGAUCGCCUUCCCUCUCGCGCCUCAAUCAGAUUCAGCCUCAGCAGACAACGCAGCAGCAGCAGCAGUUUGGUGUCAUGCGCCAGCAGGCCGGAUUGUACGGCGGACAGAUGAGCUUCGCCGCCGCGGGUGGUGCCGGUGCCGCUCAGCAGCAGCAAUUGGGAGGGUCGAAUCUGUCGCGGUCGGCGUUGAUGGGGCAGAGCGGGCACUUCCCCAUGCUUUCCGGGGCUGGAACGCAGUUUAAUUUACUCUCCUCGCCAAGGCAGAAAGGUGGGCUAGUCCAGUCGUCUCAAUUCUCUUCAGGUAAUUCUGCUGGACAAUCACUGCAAGGAAUGCAAGCAAUGGGUAUGAUGGGGUCGCCAAAUCUCACCUCGCAACUACGAGCAAAUGGAGCCAUGGCUUAUGCACAGCAGCUGCGUAUGAGUCAGGGUCAAAUCAGGCAGCAACUAUCCCAGCAAGGUUCACUUAACACUGCACAGGUUCAAGGUUUACCAAGGUCAUCAUCCCUUGCUUUUAUGAGUUCUCAGUUGUCUGGGUUGUCUCAGAAUGGACAACCUGCAAUGAUUAACUCUUUAACACAGCAACAGUGGCUUAAGCAAAUGCCAGCAAUGUCUGGCCCUGCCGCACCAUUGCGUCUUCAACACCAGAGGCAGCAGCAGCUGGGUUCUUCUACCCAAUUGCAACAAAACUCCAUGACCCUGAACCAACAGCAAUUGUCCCAGCUGAUGCAGCAACAGAAAUCGAUGGGGCAGCCUCAGCUGCUUCAGCAGCAACAACAACAGCAGCAGCAGCCGCAGCCUCAACAGCUGCAACAACAGCUUAUACAACAGCAGCCACAACAACAAUCUCAUCUACAAGUUUCGGUCCAUCAACAGCAACAGCAACAGCAACAGUCUCCAAGGAUGCCAGGACCUGCAGGCCAAAAGUCACUUAGUCUAACAGGAUCACAGCCAGAUGUGACUGCAUCUGGCGCAACUACACCAGGUGGUAGUUCUAGCCAAGGAACUGAAGCUACAAACCAAGUCCUUGGGAAGAGAAAGAUACAAGAUUUAGUUGCACAGGUGGAUCCACAAGGUAGGCUGGACCCCGAAGUUAUAGAUCUUCUUUUAGAGCUUGCUGAUGACUUCAUUGAUUCUGCAACUACACAUGGUUGCAUUUUGGCGAAACAUAGAAAAUCGUCAACUUUGGAGUCCAAGGAUUUAUUGCUACACCUAGAGAAAAAUUGGGAUUUAACAAUUCCCGGAUACUCAAGUGAAGAGAAGAAGAAUCAGAGCAAACCUCAAUUAAAUGACCUUCACAAGAGGCGCCUAGAUAUGGUUCGCACAUUGAUGGAAUCCUCAUCCUCUGAGUCGAGUAUUAACAGCUCUAAAGAGAUGAGUAGACAGGGCAUUUCUAAUCCUCCCCCUGUAGGAACCCAUCAUCUAGUAAGACCCUUGAGUCCAGAGCAGUUGGUUUCUCAUGCAGCUGGUUCUCAAAUGCUACAGCAGAUGACAAGGUUUUAAUGAACCUCUGAUUUUGGUCUUCAUGCUGCUAGGUUUGAUUGCCUGUAUGCAGGUCUGUGAAGAGAUCGCUUGCUGAAACUGAUUAGCAUACAAGGGAACUGUAAUUACUUAGUAUUUAGACAUGAAAAAUAGUUGUUAAAAGGAUCCCAGUUAUUGACUACCUCUUGUUAUUUGCCCCAACCCCUAUAUAGUCAUCUCGUUUCGCUGUUUGAGCCUAAUUAAUUAAUUAAUUAAUUAUGGAUUUUUAAUGUACAUUGGUGCCUGAAUCGAGUUUAUUUGUUGUCUAAACUUACACUUUCUUGGAUACUUGCUUUUUGUUUCUGAUUAACAAGGCAAAGCUGGUGUAAAGCUUUUCAAUUU
Glycine soja is the source of this 2252-nucleotide messenger RNA. RefSeq names its product transcription initiation factor TFIID subunit 12b. Gene Ontology annotation, cellular component: SLIK (SAGA-like) complex; transcription factor TFIID complex; SAGA complex. Lineage: Eukaryota; Viridiplantae; Streptophyta; Magnoliopsida; Fabales; Fabaceae. The transcript has 9 exons. Gene Ontology annotation, biological process: RNA polymerase II preinitiation complex assembly; DNA-templated transcription initiation. Gene Ontology annotation, molecular function: TBP-class protein binding; DNA binding; protein heterodimerization activity. The record is from RefSeq and is a predicted model, not a curated record. The coding region runs from base 93 to 1892 and encodes 599 amino acids.